Molecule: messenger RNA, 1591 nt
Organism: Cotesia glomerata
Lineage: Eukaryota; Metazoa; Arthropoda; Insecta; Hymenoptera; Braconidae
Gene: mats
Product: MOB kinase activator-like 1
Exons: 5
Coding region: 290-943 (217 amino acids)
Biological process (GO): hippo signaling; positive regulation of protein phosphorylation
Cellular component (GO): nucleus; cytoplasm
Molecular function (GO): protein kinase activator activity
Source: RefSeq, a predicted model, not a curated record
UGGAGCGGGAGAGAGAGAGGAGGAAAGUGUGUGUGCAGUCGAUGGAAUCAUCUCUCUUCUUGAGGUAGUUGACAAAAAAAUUACCUCUAAAAAAAAGGUCUGCCAUUUUACAUCACUGCUGUAAUUUACAAUUUUUACCUAGACCCACUGUAUAGCGAGUGUCGUUGAUAAACCAGCCGCCAUAACAAUAAGUGUCAGUUGUUUUACGUGGUGAUUUAAACAAAAAAAAUAUUAAAUCGACGUAGCAACAGCCUAAGUCGCACAUUGACGCGACAGCUACAUAAGCAGAAUGAGCUUCCUAUUUGGAAGCCGGUCUUCUAAGACAUUCAAGCCUAAGAAAAAUAUUCCUGAAGGGACACAUCAGUAUGACUUGAUGAAACAUGCUGCUGCGACUCUGGGCUCGGGGAAUCUCAGACUUGCUGUCAUGUUACCUGAGGGAGAAGAUCUGAAUGAGUGGGUGGCAGUUAACACUGUUGAUUUUUUUAAUCAAAUAAAUAUGCUGUACGGUACUAUCACGGAGUUUUGUACUGAAGAAAGCUGCCCGAUAAUGUCGGCAGGACCUAAGUAUGAGUACCAUUGGGCUGAUGGUCACACUGUUAAAAAACCUAUCAAAUGUUCGGCACCCAAGUACAUUGAUUAUUUGAUGACUUGGGUCCAAGAUCAGCUGGACGAUGAAACUCUCUUUCCUUCCAAAAUAGGUGUUCCUUUUCCUAAAAAUUUUCUCUCAAUUGCUAAAACAAUUUUAAAACGACUGUUUCGAGUGUAUGCACACAUAUACCAUCAACAUUUCAGUGAGGUGGUUCAAUUAGGAGAGGAGGCACAUUUAAAUACAUCAUUUAAACAUUUCAUUUUUUUUGUUCAAGAAUUCAAUUUAAUUGAAAGACGAGAGCUAGCGCCGCUGCAAGAGUUAAUUGAAAAAUUAACAGCUAAAGAUGCUCGAUGAAUAAAAUAAGGUGACAAAAUAAAUUUAUUUUUAUUUAAAAUAUAACAAGUGGAACAAUAAAUGUGUAAAACUCCAAAGAAACCAACUGCAUCGUUAUCUCCUGGCUACUUGCGUAUUAUUUGGAUAUUAUUUAACUGGAUUUAAAAUCUUAAAGUUUGCUAAGCAUCGUUUCCGGUAGGUUGUUGAUAUUUAUAUGCUUUUACGCUGCAAUUUAAGUCUAUAAUCAUAUUAGUCUGCAAUGCAGACCUAAAUUUCGUACAGCUUUUAAUCUGAGACGUAUCAUUAAAUAAUAGUAGUUAUUAUUAUUAUUAAAAAUAAUAAGUAACAAAGGAUAAUAAAUUUUUGAGCGUUAGCAUAAUUAUUAAAAAUUCGUUAACGUUAUUCUUGUAAUAUAGUUGUAUGGUUAAAAUGUUUUUAACGUAAUUUAUAAUUACUCUCUAAUUAAUGUAAGAAGGAUACUUCUAUUAUAAUUUAUUACCGUCGUGUGUUUUUUAAAUUUCUUUUUUUAACUUAAGUAUUUUUAUUGUUUUUAUUUUCUAGAUUAUUAAUGUUAGCGGGUUUUAAAAAGAUUAAGGCAUUACGCGUGUCCAGCGAAGAUAUUUAGUUAUUGUUUUAAAUAUUUUUUUUGUUUUUUUUUUUUUUUUUUUU